AACAUUUUAUUGAUAGAGUUUACAUCUGACGUCCUUGGUAUCAUUUGAGGUCCGGACCUUAGUUUUGACGUGGCUUUGUGUUACGUCACUUAACGUUCCACCUCCAGCCGUAUUGAUCAUAUUUUUCUAGGCAUGCUGGUCACAUGAAAAUUCGUACACAGAGAGUGACAUUAUGCUGUUUUAUUCAGCCAUUUUACUGGCAAACAUGAUUGUAUUAAUAAUUUGGCAGGCAUUUAUUGAUUGCUUUUGGUGGACUAGCUGGGUUGGAGGAGAGCAUUGAAGAAGAUAAUGAUCUAAAGGGAAAAAGUGCUUGUGAUGUUUUCAACUUAUAUUUGAACACGUGCCCUCACCAGGGAAGUCGAACAAUUCGGACAGAGGAAGCAAUUUUUAUAUCACUCCAGUAUUUCCAAGAACCAAUCAAUCGAGCACUUCAGAGAGCAGAAAAUCAAAGGUAGCUAUAACCCUCCUUGCAGAAAACUCUUAUUUUACCCUCAUAUUCAUUCUGAGGAUAUGAAGCUAGUAGUAGCCGCAAUACAAGAGACAGGCUAAUCAAGUAUGCAUGAGUGAAGAAAUUGCCUACACAUUUUUUACCAUCCUCAUUUUUGUUUUCGUUUGUAAUCCAUGCUCUAAUCCCAGAGGUCUGUCUUGCCUAAGAUUGUCAAAUCUUUACAGUUAGAUCUAUGUACCUGCCUAUAAAGACUCUAACAAGUUAGGUGGAUGUAUGUUCUUUUGCCUAAGUUAUCAUCUUUGGCACCACUAUAAAAUUGAUCUGCCUUGUACCUGCAUGUAAAAUUGAUCAAUUCUUAAGUUACUACUGCCCUUGUUUAUAGAGGAUGAUUCUGGAAUUUUCAUGAAGGGGGAUUUGCUGAGUGAAUUUGAAAAUGCCCUAUCAACACAGUGGCCAAAAUGCAUGUCAGGUUCUAGAUUGGUAGAAUCAAAAGAAAAUCGUUACCAGAGCCACAUUCAGCAUCGUCUGCAUGAACUCAAAGAAUUGCCUUCAAAUAGAGGUGAGGACCUGCAGACAAUGUGCUUGCUCGAACUCUACAGCCUAAAGUUAGAAGAGUUGCAGAGCAAGGUUCGGUCUGAUGUGAGUUCUGAGUAUUGGCUUCACAUCAAUUGUGCAUAUCCAGAAAGGCAAUUAUUUGACUGGGACAUGGCACGAUUGCCUUUUCCAUCAUAUGGCAACUUUAUUCCUUUCACGCCAGAAGUUGAUGAUCAAGCCAGAGAGAAACGAGAUUAUGAGAGGUUGUCCUGGUUAAGAGAGGAGGAAAAGAACCAAAUAGUGACGAGCAAGAAGAAAUUCUUCUUGGAGUUGGUUAAUGCAUUUCGUGACUUCCAACUGCAAAUUCAAGCUUCUCAAAAGCGUCAAAAGCAAAGGAAUGAUGGCGUCCAGGCAUGGCAUGGAAGGCAAAGGCAGCGUGCUACAAGGGCAGAGAAACUAAGGUUCCAGGCCCUUAAGGCUGAUGAUCAAGAAGCAUACAUGAGAUUAGUGAAGGAAAGCAAGAAUGAACGUUUAACCAUGCUUCUUGAAGAAACAAAUAAGCUCCUCAUUAACUUGGGAGCUGCUGUUCAACGGCAGAAAGGUGCUAAACAUCCAGACGGUAUUGAAGAUUUAAAAGAUUUGGAAGCAGACUCCCAUGAGGUGGAUGGUUCAAAGUAUGAUACCCCUCUAGAUUCACUUCUUGAGGCAGAUAUUGGUGAUGACUCUGGUGAUUUGCUUGAAGGUCAGAGGCAGUAUAACUCAGCUAUUCAGGCAAUUCAGGAGAAGGUAACUGAGCAACCAUCCAUGCUUCAAGGUGGAGAAUUAAGAUCAUACCAGUUAGAAGGGCUUCAGUGGAUGGUCUCCUUGUUUAAUAACAAUCUUAAUGGAGUAUUAGCUGAUGAGAUGGGUUUAGGAAAAACUAUACAAACUAUUUCAUUGAUUGCCUAUCUUAUGGAGAACAAAGGAGUGACUAGGCCCCAUUUGAUAGUGGCUCCUAAAGCUGUACUACCAAAUUGGAUCAACGAAUUCUCAACUUGGGCUCCCAGUAUUCAAGCUGUUCUUUAUGAUGGACGUGUAGACGAGAGAAAAGCACUGAGGGAAGAGUUAUCAAGAGAUGGAAAAUUUAAUGUAUUGAUUAGCCACUAUGACCUUAUUACAAGAGACAAAUUUUUUUUAAAGAAAUUUCACUGGUUCUACAUGAUCGUUGAUGAAGGGCAUCGGUUAAAGAAUCAUAAGUGUUCUCUAGCACAAACACUUGUUUCCAGUUACCAGAUUCAACGUCGACUUGUAUUGACUGGGACUCCAAUACAGAACAGUUUGCAGGAAUUAUGGCCAUUCAUAUUGAGGAGGAAAAAAGAUGAGGUAGAGAAAUUUCUUCCUUCUAGAUCCCAGGUUGUUCUGAAAUGUGACCUCUCAGCAUGGCAGAAAGCCUACUAUCAACAGGUCACAGAAUCAGGCAGAGUUGGGUUAGAUAGUGGAACUGGGCGAUCAAAGAGCCUACAGAAUCUUACAAUGCAACUGAGAAAGUGUUGUAACCAUCCCUACCUUUUCAUGGAUAAAUACAACUGGUGGCAGAAAGAGGAGAUUGUCAGAGCAUCAGGGAAAUUUGAGCUUCUUGAUCGGUUACAACCAAAACUUAGAAGAACCGGCCACAGAGUGCUGCUUUUCUCCCAAAUGACAAGUCUCUUAGACAUUCUUGAAAUCUACUUGAGACUCAAUGAUUUUACGUAUCUUAGACUUGAUGGUUCAACAAAUACGGAGCAAAGAGGGACAUUGCUAAAGAAUUUUAAUGCCCCAGAUUCUCCAUAUUUCAUGUUUCUAUUAAGCACCCAUACUGGAGGUCUCGGGCUGAACUUACAAACAGCAGAUACUGUCAUCAUUUUUGAUAGUGACUGGAGUCCUCAAAUGGAUCAACAGGCAGAGGAUCGGGCUCAUCGUAUAGGACAGAAAAAGGAAGUCAGGGUUUUUGUGCUGGUUAGUGUUGGAUCAACUGAAGAGGUAAUUUUAGAGCGUGCAAAGCAGAAGAUGAGAAUUGAUGCUAAGGUCAUCCAGGCUGGACUUUUCAAUACAACUUCUACAGCACAGGAUAGAAAAGAGAUGUUGGAGGAAAUCAUGUGUAGAGGAACAAGCUCAAUUGGAAAAGUUGUACCAAGUGAGAGAGAGAUCAACGGACUUGCUGCCCGAACAGAUGAGGAGUUUUGGAUGUUUGAGCAAAUGGAUGAGGAGAGGAAAGUUAAGGAGAAUUACAGACCUCGUCUAAUGGAAGAACACGAGUGGAUGAAGGCUGUUGAAAAUGGUGAAGACAUGGCAAAGUUAUCAAGCAAAAGGAAGAAGAGGGACCCUCUUGCAUCUGAGGACAAUGAGAAGAAGCUUAGUGAACAAAGGAAUGAGAGUGUACCUGCUGCAGGUGAGGGAGCAAGUGAAGAUACCUUUGCUUCAGCCCAAGGAGAUUUAAGUCUCACUGGGGAAUCAUUGAUAAAUCAUCCAAGAGACUCAUUUCUGAUGUGGGUAUGCCUGAGAAACCCACCAAACAUCAGGGUGUGGAGAAGCCUGAGGAUCGAAGUGUCAAAGGAAGCACCUGAUUCAGAAGCACAGAAUUCCAAUGGAAGAGGUAAUGGCUUGAUGUAACAAAGAUUGAAGAUCCUUAAUAGGGAAUGUGGCGCUGUAUGAACCUUCUCUAUUCGUGGUGUUAUACAGAUAAGCGGACUUCUUGACUUGGUGUCUUUAUAGCCAAUUAUACUCGCUGAGCUAGUGCCAUCUGUUCGGGUAUUUUU
Messenger RNA from Rubroshorea leprosula, 3756 nucleotides. NCBI's taxonomy places the organism in Eukaryota, Viridiplantae, Streptophyta, Magnoliopsida, Malvales, Dipterocarpaceae. The record is from the annotation of a GenBank genome assembly.